Molecule: messenger RNA, 331 nt
Organism: Rhagoletis zephyria (snowberry fruit fly)
Lineage: Eukaryota; Metazoa; Arthropoda; Insecta; Diptera; Tephritidae
Source: RefSeq, a predicted model, not a curated record
AUGGAAAAAAGUGAACUUCGUGCUGUUAUAAAGUACUUUCAUUUGAAAGGUUUAAACCAGAAACAAAUUAUUGAGGAGUUGCAGACAGUAUUAGGGGAACAUGCACCCUCAAAUGCAACAGUUUACAAUUGGGUAAACGAGUUUAAACGUGGUCGGAUAAGCACCAAAGAUGAGCCACGCUCUGGGAGGCCAAAAGAGGUUACGACUCCAGAAACGGUAGAAAAAGUGUACAAAAUUGUCACACAAGAUCGAAGAAUUAAAUUGAGAGAUAUUGCUGACAUUGUGAACAUUAGUUAUGAACAUAUGAAUAACAUAAUACAUGAUGAAUUAG